AUGGACCUCCCAGAACGCCGAAAACAACACCUUACAACCUCUCGUCGCGCUCGCUUCCACCCGUACCGUCGUCCAGCCUCUCCCCACGAAGAUCAGAGUGUGCCCUACAAACCGCGUGUUGAAGACGACACUUUGCUUUACCUCGCGUUUGAUGUACCAAAUCUUUCACCACAAGCCCCGAAUGACGUCCCUCUGGAAGUUGAAGACCGUUUCAAUGAUCGCAAUGAAGAUGAACUCGGACUUUGGGACCUCGGCCUCACUGUAUUUAUUCUACUCGUCUUGCGGCAUCUCUUGAUGCUUGUUCUACUCCAACACAAUGAUGGGCCUUGA
This is a messenger RNA of Marasmius oreades (fairy-ring Marasmius), 330 nucleotides long. RefSeq lists its product as uncharacterized. The record is from RefSeq and is a predicted model, not a curated record. The coding region runs from base 1 to 330 and encodes 109 amino acids. The transcript has 4 exons. Lineage: Eukaryota; Fungi; Basidiomycota; Agaricomycetes; Agaricales; Marasmiaceae.